GUAACAACGUACCUCCUGCACCACCGCGGAGAACUACUACGGUUCCCUUGAUAGCCGAGGCGGCAUUGUCUGGAUCACGUCUUAUCCUCCCCGAGUCCUCUCACCGCGCGCCAUCGAUAUCCGUCCGUACCUUACUCUCUCUUUUUCCCUCUUUCCUCACCCGACCAUGGACUUCACGCGUAUCAUUAUCCUACUCACCUUCUGGUUCCUUUUCCGUCUCAUCAAAAGCCGCUUCUUCCCCGAUAAACCCAUCAUGGCUCACGGCAAAGUCAUCGAGGUUGACAACCCGGUCAUCUUCAAGGCCCUGACCUCGUCCGGCCCGGUCGUGGUCGACUUCUUCGCGACCUGGUGCGGUCCCUGCAAGGCCGUUGCCCCUCAGAUCGGCAAGCUGAGCGAGACCUACACCAACGUCCGGUUCAUCCAGGUCGAUGUAGACAAGGUGCGCUCCGUGGCGCAGGAGCUGCAGGUCCGCGCCAUGCCGACUUUCGUUCUGUACAAGGAUGGCAAGCUGCUAGACAAGCGCGUCGUGGGUGGCAAUGUGCGGGAGUUGGAGGAGGCUAUCAAGAGCAUUGCUUAGAUGUUCGUGGUGUUAGGGUUCUUCGGAGCCGCAGUGAGGUGCAGAGCAAGUAUAUAUAUACUCGCAUCAAGCCCUUAUGUUGGUUACUAUGAUUUAUCAUUAUCCCGGGCAUUGCAGAGGACACCUCGUCGAGCGACUUUCCAAACAAACCUGAACUUUCAUAAAUAAGCAAUAGCUAUGCUCAAUACAUCCAACCAG
This is a messenger RNA of Aspergillus brunneoviolaceus CBS 621.78, 775 nucleotides long. Its product is annotated as thioredoxin family protein. The transcript is spliced from 3 exons. Bases 167 to 577 code for a protein of 136 amino acids. Lineage: Eukaryota; Fungi; Ascomycota; Eurotiomycetes; Eurotiales; Aspergillaceae. The record is from RefSeq and is a predicted model, not a curated record.